AUGUAUUCCGUUUGUGUGUUCUACCAGGUCUACGCCUACCUCUCUAUUUUGCUGGCAAUUCCUUUGGGCCUAAUGCAGAUGCGGGCUCGAAACGUGCCUUGCAUAGCAUUGCUGUUUUGGCUGACAGUAGCAACAUUGAUUUACGGUGUCGACAACGCCAUCUGGUGGAGAGAAAUAAUCACGGCCGUUCAAUGGAAAGGAUUCGUUUGGUGUGAUGUUACUAGCCAGCUUCUCGUCGCAUCCGGUCUGGCCAUCCCACAGUCUGCAUUUUGCAUGGUUUUUUAUCUUGAUUCGGUCGUUCGCAGCAACAAACCGCUUCCCAUGUACAAGCAUUUGGGUUUCAACAUCUUUGUUUGCUUCAUUAGCCCGUUCAUUGGCAUGGGUCUGGCAAUUAUGACCGAAGGCGCCCGGUACUACAUUCUAGGAAUGAAUGGCUGUCGUGCAGCCAUUAUGAACACCUGGUUUGCCUUUGCCAUUCUCACUGUGCCGCCAUGUCUUGCAUGUCUGUUCGGAUUGUUCCACGUUUCACGUGUCAUUUGGGUGUACGUCAAAAAGCAGAAACAGCUUGAACAGUACUUCAAGCGCGAUUCAUACCUCACAUCUCGUCGGUUCGUGCGUUUGUUGUGUCUGGCACUCGUAUUCUUCCUGGGCUAUCUGCCUCUUACGAUGUAUUUGUUGAUCAGCAACUGUAUUGCAGAAGAGUGGAUCCCAUUCCGCAUUUCUGACUUCCAUCCAUGGAACAAAAAUGAUAUACUCGGCUUCGAAAUGGAUUCGAUUCAAAUGAACAGCUGGGUCCCACCCACAGUGCUGUAUGUGAUGGUAUUGUUUUUUGGCACCAGCAAAGAUUUUUCGAACGUUAUUGUUCGUUACUUCUGGGUGCUCGUGUACUGCAUACCAGGAAUUAAAAACACGCGUCUGGGUCGUCAUGCAAAUGCACAGAUCAGCAGACUGGAUACCUCCAAGUCAUCUUCACACACGUUGAUUGACAAUUCGGUUAUGAAUACGGACGGAAAGGCUUUAGUUCUCGAGCGCGUCUGGAGCAAAUUCUCUGUUCCAAGCGACGACACUUUCGAAACUAAGUGA
Molecule: messenger RNA, 1083 nt
Organism: Schizosaccharomyces japonicus yFS275
Lineage: Eukaryota; Fungi; Ascomycota; Schizosaccharomycetes; Schizosaccharomycetales; Schizosaccharomycetaceae
Product: pheromone M-factor receptor Map3
Exons: 1
Coding region: 1-1083 (360 amino acids)
Biological process (GO): positive regulation of cytogamy; positive regulation of pheromone response MAPK cascade; G protein-coupled receptor signaling pathway
Cellular component (GO): membrane
Molecular function (GO): mating-type factor pheromone receptor activity
Source: RefSeq, a predicted model, not a curated record